Vombatus ursinus (common wombat) is the source of this 1923-nucleotide messenger RNA. RefSeq names its product N-6 adenine-specific DNA methyltransferase 1 (gene HEMK2). NCBI's taxonomy places the organism in Eukaryota, Metazoa, Chordata, Mammalia, Diprotodontia, Vombatidae. Gene Ontology annotation, molecular function: protein methyltransferase activity; nucleic acid binding; S-adenosylmethionine-dependent methyltransferase activity. The transcript is spliced from 5 exons. Bases 30 to 506 code for a protein of 158 amino acids. Gene Ontology annotation, biological process: methylation. The record is from RefSeq and is a predicted model, not a curated record. Gene Ontology annotation, cellular component: eRF1 methyltransferase complex.
CUACGCAUGCGCGGCGAGGCUCUGCAGUCAUGGCCCAGGGGGGCUGGGCCCCGCCACGUUUUUCUACUCCAUUGCACGGACACAUGGGACAGGGUGCUUUCCAGGAGGUAUACGAACCAGCUGAAGACACGUUCUUGUUGUUGGAUGCACUGGAGGCAGGAGCCGAGGAGCUCAUGGGAGUAGAGAUAUCCCUUGAAAUAGGAUCAGGAUCUGGCAUCGUAUCUGCAUUCCUGGCUUCAAUUAUUGGCCCUCAGGCUUUGUAUAUGUGUACUGAUAUCAACCCAAAAGCAGCUGACUGUACCUUGGAGACAGCGCUGUGUAACAAAGUUCACAUUCAGCCAAUAAUCACAGAUUUGGCCAAAGGAUUGUUACCAAGGUUAUUCAGGAAAGUCGAUCUUCUGGUAUUUAACCCACCCUAUGUAGUUACGCCUUCUGAAGAGUAUGGGGUAGCAUCAGUGAAAAUGGCACCUUCUUCUCCCUCCGUCAUUACAUGGUUGGAUGAGUAAAAACUGCUGCUGCUGCUGCAAAGUAAAAAAGUGUACCUCCUAAUGCUGCCCCGUUUUGGUCCUGGUUAAAACUGUGGUGGUAAGAGAUGGAAGAGUGAAGAGGCUACCACUGCCAUAUGCUCCAUGCGACUUUAGGACUCCUUUACUACAUGGCCCACCCUUUCCUCCUGGUCAUAGCACCAGCCCCCCUAGUAAGGAUUAGUGAUUAGUGACCCCUUCAUCAUAUGACCUUUUAGCUGCCAUUGCCCCUAUCAACACCUACUUUAGUCAAUUGAGUACUCUAUUGCUAUGGCUAGCAAAUUCCCACCCUCUACUGGAAUAAGCUGAACAAUUCAUGUCAUUUUUAUCUCCUCUGGGCCUUCACUGCUACACAGCAAUCUGUUCAUUCAUCUAUGAUUGACUACCACACACUUUAUAGUGGCUGAUCCACUAUGAACUUUAUUCUGUCUUCUCAAGACCCUGAUUCUACUCCUAGCAGAUGAACUUGUCUCCUAUUUAAUGAUAAAAUUGAAGCUGUCCAUGAUGAAGUUCUCACUACUCUUUGGUUUUAAGUCUAUCAGAGACAUUUUAUACACAUUCACAGAAGUAUUGCAGCUUGGAGGAAGAUUCAAAUGGCUAAGUUAUUCCUGCUAAAUGAAUUCUCCCUACCAGUGCAAGGUUUUCAUACAUACAUCUCAUGGUUUUCAGAAAUAGUGACAAGAUUCCACAGUCAAGAUUAAGCCAGGGGACAGAAUAUAUUCUUUGAGUCAUCAUAUGGUUACUAAAAAUGUUGAGGGAUGCUAUGUCUAAGCCACUGCUAGAUGUGGGGAAUGUAGAUUCAAAUGGGAAUAGUUUCUGUGCUUUGGAAGCUUAUAUUGUAUUCUGAUAGGGAAAGACAACACACAUAGGGGAAUGGUGGCCAGCAAGAUAGUUAUGACAUGGAGAGUCUCAGAGAUGAUGAACAGAACCAGAGAAUAAUUGAAUAAAAGCAAGUGCCUACUGCACUGUGCUAAAUGCCUGUAGUCUGAUUACUGUUCUUAGUUGCAAAAGGUGAAAUCUAGAUGGGAGAGGGGAUAUGCAUGUGGCAGAAGGACAUUUAGCAAAAUUGCUAGGAUGUAUGGGAUUUGAAGUAUGGUAUGGGGCUGGCAACAUAGAAGAGAGUUAAGGAAGGUUUUUCUCACUAUUCAGGACAGCUCAAACCCAAGGCAGAGUUUCAAAGCUUAGUGGACAUGAUCAGAAAAACAUGGGAAGAAUGACUAGGUACAAAGUAAAAAAUGAAGAACCCACAAUGAUUGAAAUAAUGUGAAAACAUUUUAAAAGUAUUUAAACUUAUUAAUCACAGUGACUAAUCUUGAUCCCAGAGUGCUGAGAUGGUAAAAAGAAGAACAUGGGUUAUACUGUGUCAAGUCAUGUUCAUAGUGUGCUUAAAUGUUUUUCU